Rhopilema esculentum is the source of this 6710-nucleotide messenger RNA. Its product is annotated as tensin-3. Gene Ontology annotation, cellular component: focal adhesion. Gene Ontology annotation, molecular function: protein tyrosine phosphatase activity; protein binding. Lineage: Eukaryota; Metazoa; Cnidaria; Scyphozoa; Rhizostomeae; Rhizostomatidae. The record is from RefSeq and is a predicted model, not a curated record. Gene Ontology annotation, biological process: protein dephosphorylation.
GCAGUGUGUUGAAACUACUGCUGUGUUCUGCCAUAAUUCUGCCCAGGCUAGGCCAGUCAUCAACGUGGUAAACAGACUGUUUAUCUUUCUUGAUUCGUUUGCUUUUUAGAAGAGAACGGAGUUUUCAAUACCCAAAAAUGAAGCCCGGCUGUUCAAAAAAUGUGUUGGAAUUAAAAUGCAAUUUUCUUUGAAGACAAAAGUUGGUAAAAAUAAAAACCGAUGUUUCCACGUUCCUCUAUUUGCCUGGACACCAAGCACCUAAGUGCUGGACAUUUUUGCGUCAAUUUAUGUGAGGAAAUAUUCCAAAGUUAAUUAGCAAUUGGAAUUAGGCCUUUUAUCGUUGUUAGUCAAACCUGUAUCAGGUAGAAGUAGAACAUUCAGCACAGAAUAGAAAUUCCACUUUGUGAUAUCAGCUGCCAAAUGAUGCAGAAAUAUUUAUUUUUCUCAUAACUUUAUAUCAUGGUUUCCUGAACAGCUGGUUGCUUUUAGCUACAAAUUGACAUGCCACUUUUCUCUCUAAGCUUUCAUCAUAAAAAGACGAAUUGAAAAAGAUUUACUUGCAAACAGAACCCUUACGAAGCAUUUUGGUAAAAAAAUUAAAAUUUACUUGGCGUCGUUUCGCAAAGCCAUUAUUUAUUGACUCCGAUAUAAACAUUAAAGAACAUUCUGAAAUCUCGAUAAAUUCAAAAACGAAAGAUGAACUUUAAAGGGCACAAUAUGAGGCGAAAAAACGAACGCCCUAUUGUGAUGGAAUCUGUGACUUUCCAACCCAUAUUUUGCAGCUCACAGUUUGAUGGAAAAAUCUUGCGAAAACUGCGUGAAAAGUUCAACGAUCCAACACGGCAAAUUAAACGAGCUAGAAGAUUAUCUGAUACUUCGACGAUUUCUUCUUUGCGACUCAAGAGACAAACUGGGCAGAUGUUUCACAUCUUGAAGAAAGUGAGAGUUCCGAGGCCAACAUUCUGUGACUUUUGUGGAAAUAUCAUUUGGGAAGAAUCUGAUCAAUGCAAAGCUUGUGGUUUUCUCUGUCAUACAGACUGUUCACCCUUGAUUGUCACACUUUGUACUAAUUGGGAGCAAGAGCACCAAAAAGCUGAAUUGCGAGCAAGAAAUUACUUUGCCGAUGUUAAACGAGUGGAGCCACCACCAACUCCAAAGUCAUUUGUGGCGCAAAUUCGGCAUCAGGUUUCGAGAGGAAGGGCAAGGCAUGUGGAGGAUGCUUUUGAUUUGGACCUGACAUAUGUAACAGACCGUAUUAUAGCCAUGUCCUUUCCUGCGAGUGGCCUCGAGUCCACAUAUCGCAAUAGCCUAUCCGAGGUUGCCUCGAUGCUACACCAGAAACAUGGCAACAGAUACAUGGUCUUUAACGUCUCCGAGAGGCGCUAUGACAUAUCCAAGCUGAAUAAUCAAGUAUUAGAUUUUGGAUGGCCGGACCAUCUAGCACCACCAUUAGAAAGACUAGUUAGCAUAAUAAAGUCAAUGGACUCGUGGUUAUGUGCAGACGAACAGAAUGUUACCGUUGUCCAUUGCAAGGGAGGAAAAGGAAGAACUGGAGUUGUUAUUGCUGCUUAUACACAAUUCAAUAAAGUUUGUCCAAGCCCUCAGGCUGCCCUCGACUGGUUUGCACUGCGCCGAUUCUACGAUACCAAGUUUGGAGGUGUGACUCAGCCAUCCCAAAAAAGAUACGUUCAUUACUUUGGUGACUUGCUGGAAAGAAAGCUUCGAGUAAGAAACAGAAAAUUGCUUCUCUGUCACUUGAUCAUCCAUGGCAUACCGAAUUUUGACGGCAAAGGUGGAUGCAAGCUAUUUAUAAGAGUGCACCAAGGUUAUCAACAAGUUUAUGUCAGUGACGUAUAUGCUGCGACUCCAGACUUGGAAAGAAUAUGCAUAGACGUGGGCGAAUUUCCUUUAUCUGGAGAUGUGAUGGUUAAAUGCUCGCAGAAAACAAAUCUUCCAGCUCUUCAAGACACCAUCUUUAGAUGCCAGUUUCAUAUUGAUGCAAUCAAAGAUUAUAGCUUGAUUCUGUCAAAGAAGGAUUUGGACGAAGCAUAUAAAGAUCGGAGAUUUCCUGAAACAUGUACGGUCGAGUUAAUUUUCAAACCAAUCCCAGACCAAGAAUUUGAAGAGGAGAAUAUCGUCGCCGCUUUCACGUCAUUGUCUUCGGAUUCUGGCAUCGAUUCUCCUCUGAGAAACAUCACCAAUUCAAUGUCAAACGGUCAUUCAACGUUCCAGAUGCUGUCUAGCACAAUGAACAGUAAUCGAGGAGCUGAAAGUGACAGUAUGUCGAAAGGGAUCCAAGGCGAAUCGCUUGCUGUGCCUCGUCAUUUGCCAGGACCAAUCAAUGGCAACCCUUAUGCACUUGUAGAUAGAAAAUUAUUUGGUGGAAAAGGCUGUUCAAAGCAGCUGCAAACGCAGGAUUAUAAAAUGUCCACAACAGCACCAGGAAGGCAGUCAUCUGAUGUUUCCAGAGGAAUUAAAGACCUUGAUAAUCUACUUAGCGAGCUAGGCCACUUAAGCGCCACUUGCAAACGUGAAAAAUUUGUCGAUAAAGACGAGAAUUCUAAUUUUACCAGGAACCCGAAUGUAGCAAACGUGUUACCUACUAUUCAUGUUGUUAGCUCAGAAAACUUGAAUGCAAAGACGAACGGAACAGUCGAGCCUUACCGUGUAAUUCAAAAUCAAAUCGAGACCGAGACUCGAGUUAAGCCUCGUUUGCCUCCUCGAACCAGCAGCGUAGGGGCUGUUGAUCGUCAUGCUGGCGGAACCCUAAGAAGAACAGUUUCAGACGCUACCACCGAAGAAUCAAGAGUACUUCAUGCUCCUGUUAUAAGAAACCAAAGUAUCGGGUCAGACGAUGUUUUCAAUUCAGACGGACCUGUAUCACCGGCCAUCAGUGAAAUGCUUGAUGAACUUGCAAAGUCGCCACUUUCUCCGGAAAACGCUCGGCGGUUCUGGCACAGCAGGCGCCCUACAAACUUGUCAACAAAAUACGAUAACGUCAGCGAGAGCUCAUUUUCAGAGACGGACGAAGAAUCGGGUGAAUUCCGCCAAGGUCGAGUUAAAGAUCAUGUUAGACAAUUUAACCGAAUACUUUCGUCUCCUGAUCCAUCUAAAGUCGGUACUGGUGUCCCUAUGCCCGGACUGGUACAAGGUAUAAACUAUGAGGACAAGAUUUCCAAAUAUAAUUCCCGGUCGCUUGCCCCAGGCCAAUGCGGACCUGCCCCUGACCGGUUGUAUAUAGCCGGUAGUCCCCCGAAAAAAAUUGUUUAUGAUCAUCAGGUGCAGGUUGGAAAUCCGGAUGCCCCGCAAGUUUUUAUUCCGGCUUAUGCGGACAGACCGGCGGCUUACUAUUUGGAAAGAGCGAGAGCAGAGCAUGAACAACGUCAUUUAAUGCAAGGAAGCAAACUGAGUAAUGGACACGUCCCAAGGGACAAGGCAUCCAGUCUUUCGCCAGAGACCCCGCUGCAUGUCAAUGUCCACAGUAACUCGCCGGAGUUUCCAGAAGAAGCAAAUACGGUUGAAGAUAUAAGUGACGCAAGGCCUCGUUCUGACUCAGCCUAUGGAGGAUCAGUGAAAGGAUCUUCAGUAGCAUCAACACCAGUCGCCAUUAACUCACCCACGGUACUACCUAGCCCUCGAAAUGACAAUGGAAAAUCAUCGGGACGAGGCAGUCAUGCCUCCAGUGUUGCGAGUUUGGAUGACCAAGACUCGUCCGGCUAUGCCAGGAUAGAAGAUAUCGAUUCAUUGAGAGAAGCAGCUAAAGCAAGCUAUUCUACGCCGGAAGCAAAGAGACAUGGGAGUGAGGUUGUUCAAGAGCAAGCGGUGAUAGCAGUCUCACAUACUGUUCCAGAGGAGAGCUUUCCGGAGAGACUGAACAAACGUGUACCGGAGAUACGCAGUAACAAAGAUUUGUCGUUAGCUGUUUACCAAACAAACUACUUACCCGGACUAACAAAUGGACAACCGACAAUUUUAUCGAACAGUCAAAUUGAUAUAGAAGACCGGUUACCGGACCGAUUGCAAAAGACUGAACAACGCACUAGACAUGUACCGGAAACUCUUAAAAUCGGCACUGACUUGAAUCUUAACUUGGUUUCGCAUCCCAGCAAGUCGUCGUCCGGAACGUUAUCCCCGGACGGGGUUUUUGACCUGCAGAGUCCGAGAAGCCCCGACGCUUUGAAGAUAACGUCAAUCUGUUCAGAUGGAAGUCUUGGUCCUGGUAUCCACUUGGUUGAUUCGCCUCCAAGCCCGGCCUAUUCAGCGCGGUCCGACAGCUCGAGUAUCACACCGAGUCCGGUCAGAAGAACCGUAAGACAUCGAAUGAGAAGGUCAAACAGCAGUUCAUCGUCGUUAUCGUCCUCAGAACUAUUUCCUGACGUUGUACGAUACCCACAUGUUCGAUUCGACAAAGACAAUCUGAAGUUUUGGUACAAACCAAAAAUUAGCAGGGACGAAGCUAUAGCGCUUCUCAAAGACAAGCAACCUGGUGCGUUUGUCGUUAGGGACAGCCAAUCAUACGAUGGUGCAUUUGGCCUGGCUGUCAAGGUCGAAACACCACCAAUUGGCAUUCUGCAGCAAGCUGGAGGUGACUUGUCCAAAGUAAACCUGGAGAACGAACUCAUACGUCACUUUUUAAUUGAACCAUGCAAGCAAGGCGUCAGAUUAAAAGGCAAUAACAGCGAACCAGCUUUCCCCAGUCUGGUAGCUUUGAUAUUUCAACAUUCAGUCACAAAAAUGGCUCUACCGAUCGAACUUGUCUUACCAACUGAAGAUUUAGAAAACAACGACACUAUAGACGGUUUAACAGAACAACAAGUAUUAAAGAAAGGAGCAGCGUGUGAAUUAGUUUAUUUGGCAAGCAUUGAUGUCGAGGGACUGAGCGGAGAUGGAGCAAUCAAAUAUGCCCUUAACAAAGUGCUUUCCAACGAAAGUAAUGUAAAAUCUACAGUUGUAACCAUAAAAGUAAAUCAAGAUGGAAUCACGUUAACAGAUAACGAACGAAAGUUGUUUUUCAGGAAGCAUUUCUUGAUAAAAGAUACUCUCUGCUGUAUGCUAGAUCCUCGUGGUCGAAGAUUUAAUUUGAAAACAAUCAUGCCAGAAUUAGGACAGGAAGCUCCUUGUUUUGGUAUUGUGGUGCGCAAGCCGCAAAAUCCUUUGGAACACGAAUGCAUAGUGUUUGCUGAAGUCGACCCAGUGCAACCUGCGACAGCAGUCAUUGACUUUGUACAUAGAGCAAUGAAAAACGGCAAGAAGUAAGAAGAAUGUAUAUAUAAAAUCCCGACAUUCUUUUCCCUUGUGAUCGCAAAUGAUCGAUGUUGGUGUGCAUUUCGACCCAUGGGAGAGCUCGACGUGUGAUGGUUUGGGGCUGGAUAUGUGACGAUGUAUCAGAUUUUUGUAUUGUAAAUUUUUCUAUGCAUCAAAAGGAGCUUCCCCUAUUUAUGUCAAGAAUCAAAAGUUCCUGACACGUGGCAUGGACGCUUAUAUUAUUUAUUGGCCUAAAGAAGCAUGUAAACUGUUGAAAAGAGGUUUGCCUCCUUUUCAUUCGACUAAAGAUCAGCUGUUUUUUGAGUUGAUUUACGUGCAAUCCUUGUAUGCUCUCUGCAGUUCGUGGUUGAAUGCAUCGAAGCUGACUUUAUCGAAACGUCUUUUAUAAUCAUACAUUUGAAAUUUUUACUCGUACUCUCGUUUGAGAAAGUUUUGGUAUUUUGAAAAUUAUUCAAUCUUUGCUCAUAAUCCACAUUUUGCUUGAUAUACCAAUAAGGACAGGAGAGGUUUAUGGGCCAAUCAAGCUGCAAUCUACAAGUAAGAUAUUUUCCUUACUUAACUAGGGAAAGCUUUUCAAUAAGCAGUUAGGCCUUGCGUCUGCCAGCUUUUAUCCGAAACUUGUAAAGACAGACUUUUAAUUCAUGAAACAUCGUAUAUGUUGUGUCUUUCAUCCUUCCUGUUACUGUGACUUUUAACGCAGAUAAUAACCCUUUUUAUGAUAUAAUAUUAUAAAGGAUUUAAAUCUUAUUCAAUGUAAACGUGACUUCCGACAAACUGUGUAUAGCUCAACUGUAUGUAUCUCGUAUUUUUGUAAAAUGUAAGCUCUGGUUUACCAGCUGCUAAUAUUAAAAUUGUUAUUGUUGUUCUUAAACAGAAUAUCGUCAAAUUAGACUGUGUAACGCUCUUUCAAUUUUAAUCUAUAGCAAGUACCAUAGUUUUUGUGCCAACGUAGGAUUUUAGCCAUCAAGCUUGCUACACAUUUUGCUCUGUUACGCCCAAAUAACACAGAUCUAUCGAUAUUUCUCAGUCUCAUGCAUACACACCCACUGUUAGCAAGCCCCCAUUGACCCGUUUCGAUGUACACCCUCCCCCUACCCCCCACCCCCUCCAAAUUUUAACACUGCAAACAACCUUACCUCUAUUCGCGCCCAUGCGACCCCGUACAACAAACUUAUUUAUUUUUAUGUAUUUGCGAACACCAUUCCUCCGAAAUUUGGUGCCAACGUUUCGGGAUUGUGUAGACUUUGUGAUUCUAUUUAAUUUGUAAACUUGUAAAUUAGGUUACGUUAAAUCUUCCUUGGUAGAAGACGUAUCUUCAAUUUCAUAUCCAACUAUACAUUAAAAUGAUAUGCUGGGUUUUGUGUUUCACGUAACUCUGCUUGCUAAGGUGAGAAAGCUGCUAUAUCGUCAUGAUUUUUCUAGUGAUGAAUAAAAGUCUUUCCGCG